Molecule: messenger RNA, 790 nt
Organism: Cicer arietinum (chickpea)
Lineage: Eukaryota; Viridiplantae; Streptophyta; Magnoliopsida; Fabales; Fabaceae
Cellular component (GO): mitochondrion
Source: RefSeq, a predicted model, not a curated record
AGUAAAAAAAUAAUACAUUGAAGGUUUUUUUGUUUGAGAAGAAAUAAGAUUGAAGCUUUUCAUUCUUUGGCUGUGUUUUUCGUUUCACCUGAACACUGAUCUGAAAGCUGAAAGAGUUGUUCUGAAUCUGAAACCUAAAUGGGUUACGUUCAAGAGGCACGCGAGAAUCACGUCAAGAAGAAAGUCGAAGAAGCUUUACGAAGCAAAAUGAAGCAAAAAGCACUUAAAGAGUGUGAUGAGUAUACAAAGAAAUAUGCUGAAUGUGCUUUGGGGAGAACACUUUCAGUUGUUUGGCAAUGUCGUCAACAAGCUAAAGAGUUGAAUAACUGUCUUCAUCAAUUCACCAAUGAUUCUGUCUUGGAGGAAAUGAAGAAAGAAUACAUGUUAAAACAAGAUGGAGAGGGAACUGUUAGAAUCUAAACUAUUUAAUUUCAACGACACAGGGUGUAUAUCAGAAUCACAGUUGAUGAAUGCACAGUGAUUUUAGAUGUUUGAAAUGAAGUCAUCAACUCUUCAUCAUUGUGAUGCUUUGGAGUUUCAUUAUAACUGCAACUUUUUCUUUUUUUGUGAAUUUUUUAUGGAAUAAUAGAACAUAAAGGAAAAUAAUUUGUAUGAUGUUUGUUACUUGAUCAUAAAAUAGUGUCUUAUGUGUACCAUUUUUUACUAAGGGUGGAGUUUAUGACCUAUGAAAUACUAGACACAGACAUGAACAUCAGUUGUCACACUGACAUCCACACGUCAAUGUCAGUAAUAAUUUAAAAACAAAAAGAAGUAAUUGAAUGUAACUAUA